ACAUCCUCAUAGUUAUGAACAUUGCCAAAAUAGUGAGAAUGUUCAAAAUAUAGAUCCAUUUAGAAAUAAAUGUAAAAAUAUAACUUUGAAAAAGUUUUGUCAAGAUACCAUUAAAUCGAAAAGUGAUGUAGAAUUGGUUAAUAUUAAUCAACAGUCUAGUAAAAAUAACAUUAUAAAAGUUGAAAACAAAUUUUUAACUGCACAAAAUAGAGAAAGUGAACUGAAUAAUACUAUCCCCAAUAGUUUGCACGUUAAUCAUAGAGAAUCUCAAGUUUUUAAUUCCGAUCAAUGUAAAUUGUCUUCUUGGGGCCUACCAGAAGCCGUCCUUGAAAAGUACAAAUCAAAGAAGGUAACAGAAAUGUUUCCAUGGCAAGUGGAGUGUCUGAGCAAUAUAAGUGUCUUAAAUGAUCGUGCAAAUUUGGUUUAUUCUGCACCUACUUCGGCAGGGAAAACAUUAAUAGCUGAAAUAUUGGCUAUAAAAACAGUUUUGGAAUAUCAAAAAAAGGUAAUUUUUAUUUUGCCAUUUGUUUCCAUAGUUAGAGAAAAAAUGUACUACUUUCAAGAUAUAUUAGGAACUAGUGGAGUGAGAGUAGAAGGUUUCAUGGGGUCAUAUAACCCUCCGGGUGGUUUUAACUCUGUGCAAAUUGCAAUUUGUACAAUCGAAAAAGCAAAUAGUUUAAUAAACAGACUGUUAGAAGAAGGUAAUUUAUCUUGUAUCGGGGCUAUACUUGUUGAUGAGGUUCAUUUAUUGGGAGACCCAAGUCGAGGAUAUUUAUUAGAAUUACUUUUGACUAAGCUUAGAUACAUUUCGAGAAAAGAUAAAAGUAUUAAUAUUCAAAUCAUUGGUAUGUCCGCUACACUCCCAAAUUUAAACCAUCUCUCUAAGUGGCUAGACGCUGAACUUUACACUACAAAUUUUCGUCCGAUACCUCUGCAUGAACAAGCACAUGUGUGUGGCGAAAUAUAUGACAACAAAUUAAAGCUAGUACGAAAACUGUCACCUUUACCCGAAUUGGGUACAGAUACUGAUAAUAUAUUACAGCUGUGCUUAGAAACAAUCAGAGAUUCCUGCUCAGUUCUCAUAUUUUGUCCAACUAAAAACUGGUGUGAGAACUUGUCACAGCAAAUUGCUACAGCUUUCUUCAAAAUCGGAAGUUCCAAAUCUAAAUGGGGAGACCUUCUGCAUUCACAGUUAAACACAAAUUUAAUUAUAGAACUCUUGGAACAGCUCAAGUACUGCCCUGUGGGUUUAGAUGCAAUUCUUCGGAAAACUGUGUCUUUCGGAGUAGCCUUCCAUCAUGCUGGAUUGACUAUGGAUGAAAGAGAUAUUAUAGAAAGUGCUUUUAGAAAUGGAGUCCUAAGGGUACUAGUUGCGACAUCAACUUUAUCUUCUGGUGUUAACCUGCCUGCUCGUAGAGUUAUAAUUAGAACCCCUAAUUUCCAUGGGAAACCUUUGGAUACCCUCACUUACCGUCAAAUGAUUGGCAGGGCAGGGAGGAUGGGUAAAGACUCUGUAGGUGAAAGCUUACUUAUCUGUCAGAAAAACGACUAUAAAAUUGCGAAGGAGUUAAUGUCGGCUCAUUUAAAGCCAGUCGAGAGUUGUCUUGAAGGAGCAGGCAAACUUAAAAGAGCUAUUUUAGAAGUAAUUGCAAGUGGAGUUGCAUCUUCUCCAGAAGAUGUCGCUUUGUUCACUCAGUGCACUUUACUGGCAGUAGAAGAUGAAGAUUCAGAAGACUUAAGUAAUCCUAUAGAAGAAGCUGUUUCAUUUUUGAGGAAGUAUGAAUUCAUUCGACUGCAGAAGCAAGAAGAUGGAAAGGAGAAAUAUGUAGCGACAUCUUUAGGCAAAGCAUGUUUGUCUUCGUCCAUGGCACCAGAUGAGGGUCUAGCAUUAUUUACGGAAUUAGAAAAGGCACGUCAGUGUUUUGUAUUAGAAACCGAGCUACAUUUGAUAUAUCUCGUAACUCCAUACAGCGCCUGCAACUCAUGGGGAAACAUUGACUGGAUGUUUUACUUAGAAUUAUGGGAAAGAUUGCCAAGAACGAUGAAAAAAGUAGGGGAAUUAGUGGGGGUCCAAGAAUCGUACAUUGUAAAUGCUACUAGAGGAAAAACGCAGACAAAUACUAACAAACUCUUUCACAAGUUGAUGGUACAUAAGAGAUUUUUUAUAGCUUUGGCUUUGCAAGACUUAGUAAAUGAAAAACCAUUGAGUGAAGUGUGUGCUAAAUAUAAUUGUAACAGAGGCAUGCUUCAAUCUCUUCAACAGUCCGCUUCAUCUUUUGCUGGAAUGGUAACGUCUUUCAGCCGUCAACUAGGAUGGAGCAGUGUGGAAAUAUUAAUAUCGCAAUUCCAAGAUCGUCUGCAAUUUGGCGUAAGUCGAGAUUUGUUGGAUUUGAUGCGAUUACCCGUUCUCAACGGCAAAAUGGCCAGGAUUCUGUACAACGCCGGUAUGGAAACUGUUAUACAAGUUGCAAAUUCUGACCCUGCAACUAUUGAGAAUAUUCUCCAUAAAGUGGUUCCUUUCCAAACUGAAAAAGGACGUGACGGGGAAUCAGAAUUCGACAAAAAACAGAGGAAUAAGUUCAGAAAUGUCUGGAUCACUGGCAAGGAGGGAUUAACUGAAAUGGAAGCAGCUGAAUUGUUAGUUUCAAGUGCUAGGCAAUACCUUAAACUAGAAAUAGGUUUAGCUGAAGCAAAAUGGGGAAAAAGAGUAGAUGAAAAUGAUUCAAGGUGUUCAGAAGAAAGUGAAGAAAACAGUAGUGAUAAAGAUAUAUUGCUUCAAGAAUUAGUUCCAAUGAAUUCAGGAGAAAACAGUGUACCUAUUAAUGAAGAUAAAACGCCCAUUUCUCAGUUACUUUCAAAAGAAAAUAGCUUAUUGCCGAGUAGCUUGAACAGUGCUGAAUUAUGUAUCAAAAAUAAUAACUCUGAAACCUCUUUGGCAGACAUAUACAAUGUCUCAAGUGAUAUAUCUGAAAAAAGUGUCACUAAAAUUGAAGAUGACGAAAAUACUGAGGAAAGAAAAUUUGGUACAAAGACAACUGGUACUACUUCUUCAUGUGACUCAACAAAAAAAACUUAUGGAGAUGCAGGAACUGAUAAAAAAGAAGAAAGCUGGUGUACUGCUAGCUUUUUAGAUAUAAAUUUGACCAAGAUUGAAGAAAACCUUAUAGAGAGCAAACAGUCAACUGCAACAGCACUUUCUAAUCAUAAUUCUUUCAAAGUUCCACAACAAAGUUCUUCAAAAAAUGAAGUUUCUCACUUACUGAUGUCUCCUCCUGUUGAAUUGAAUAUAUCGGAUUCUUCUGUUAUCAGUUCACGAAGCAACCAUAAUGUUUCUAAUCAAUGCCAGUCAGACCAGAGCCUUUUUAAUGACAGUUUUAACUUACAAUUAAGUGAAAGCGAUAAAGAAUCAUCGAAAGACAGUGGAGUGAAAGAAUUAAAUAACCAUAACAUUAGUAAUUUAUCCGACACUGGUGAUUAUCUCGAUAAUGCUUUUUCGGUUUCUUUCAAUACUAAUCCAUCCAAUGUUUCAAACAUAUCAGAUGACAUUCUUACGUGUUCUAUAGAAGAAGAGACACCAGUGUCUUUAAGAAAAAGAAAAAAUGGCGGUGUUGACCAAUGUUUCACAACUCCUUCUAAGAAGAAAAAGAUUUCGAAGUCAAAAAUUGGAAAACCGCCACCACCGAAAGAAAAACAUGAGAGCUUGUCUCAGGAACAACUAAAUUCCUCUUACAUUAGGAAUAAAUUAACAGAAGAUUCUGCAGCAGAUUUCAGUAAAUUUGAUAUCAUUAACGUCUGCGCCCAUGAGUCGUUGUUGGAGUUAUUCGCCAAAGAACUGAAACAGAAAGAGCGUUUCUCUCUUUCUCUAGCCUGCAGCAAAGUAGCAGAAAAACGACCCGUUAUAGGGAUGAACAUUGUCAAUCCUGAGGGAAUUAAAAAUGAGUGCCCAAAAGAAAACAAAUUUUGUUGCAACUAUAGGAAAGUAGACGGGUUCGCUGUAACAUGGGAUGGGUCCAACGUUUUUUAUCUUGCCCUGUCGGAUGACAAUUAUAACAAAAAAAUCAUAAAAACAUUUAAAACCUCUUUGUCGAAUAAGAACGUGUGUGUUGGGAUAUUCGACUCGAAAGAACAAAUCAAGCUGCUCCACCACUGUUUCGGGAUAAAUUUUAAGGGUAAAAUGGAAGAUCCCAAAAUAGCUGACUGGGUUUUGGAACCAGAGGGAAAGGAAAAGAAUUUACAGGCCAUGACAGUUAAAUAUUGCCCUGAAGCGGUCAAACUGUCACAACUAGCAGGAGGCUGUAAGGGAGUUGGGAGUGUCGCUUUAGACUUGUACAGUUCAAUAGAAUCCAAAGUUCGUGCCUCUGUAGAGGCAAUUGUGAAUUGGCACUUAAUAAUUUCACUUAAAACAAUUUUCAAAGAUACGAAUUGCCUAAAUAUGUAUGAGGUCGAAAUGGAUACUAUGUUAUGUUUGGCAAAAAUGGAAAUAAACGGAAUAAGUGUAUGCAAAGAUUUGCUUCAGAAAUUGGUAGAAUCUUUGAAACAUCAAAUGGGUAUGAUUGAGAAAAAGGCCUUCUCAUUGGCGGGAAGACAUUUUAAUUUCGUAUCAUCGGCAGAUGUUGCAAAAGUUAUAGGUAUGUUCAGAGGAAGAAAAGUAAGCACAAGAAAACAGGUCUUAGAACAAAACGAACACCCAAUUUCCGAUCUAGUUCUGCAGUGGCGCAAAAUAAACUGUACCUUAACGAAAAUGAUUUAUCCACUGAUACGAAUAACUGCGGAUGGACGCAUCCGAGGCUGCUAUAUCAAUCACACUGCUACGGGACGUAUAACUAUGCACGAACCGAAUUUACAGAACAUCGCCAAAGACUUUGAAGUAAUCAAUCCAGUAACUAAAGAGAAAAUUAAAAUAAGCUGCCGAAGUGCUUUCCGAGUUCCUGAAAAUCAUUGCUUGAUUUCCGCUGAUUACUGCCAAUUGGAGCUGAGAAUUUUAGCUCACUUGUCCAGAGAUGAACUGCUAAGAAACAUUCUUAUAAAACCAGGGGAUGUGUUUAGGUCUAUCGCCGCCAAGUGGAACAAAGUGGAAGAAGAUGAGGUUAACGACACGAUGAGACAAAAUACUAAACACAUAUGUUAUGGAAUUAUUUAUGGUAUGGGAAGUAAAACACUCGCAGAACAGUUAGAAAUUGAUGAGAGCGAGGCAAUUUUGUUUAUGGAUAGCUUCAGGAACACGUAUCCAGGAAUUAAAAAGUUUAUUAAAGAGACCAUUGAUAGUUGUCGAGAUAAGGGUUAUAUAGAAACCAUUUCAGGGAGGAGACGAUAUUUGCCACAUAUAAAUGAAGCAAAUACCACCAAACGAGCACAAGCCGAACGUCAGGCGGUAAAUACCACUGUCCAAGGCUCUGCCGCAGAUAUUGCCAAAAAGGCUAUGGUUAAGAUAGAACAGGAAUUACAAGAAGUGUUUAGUAAAACAAAAAACAAACCCAAAUUGGUGCUACAUUUACACGACGAACUGAUGUAUGAAGUACCAACAAAGUACGUUAAGAAAGUUGGGAAAAUUAUUAAGAAGAACAUGGAAAAUUGUGUACAGCUGUCUGUACCGUUUCCAGUGAAACUGAAAUCUGGAGUGUCUUGGGGCGAGAUGACUGAGUAUAUUCUGUGAUAGCUUUAUGAUUUUUCACAUAUUUUAAUUGUAUUCUUCGUAUUUGUAAUUUUCAUACUUUUUUACAAUUUCUUUAAUUAUAUUGUGUGCUUCAAAAUGACUACGGCAACUAGUCAAAUGUAAGAUCUAUUUAUUCUAUAAUUUUUGUGUA
Messenger RNA from Anoplophora glabripennis (Asian longhorned beetle), 5804 nucleotides. It is a transcript of the gene DNApol-theta, whose product is annotated as DNA polymerase theta. Gene Ontology annotation, biological process: double-strand break repair via alternative nonhomologous end joining; DNA-templated DNA replication. Gene Ontology annotation, molecular function: DNA binding; DNA-directed DNA polymerase activity; ATP binding. The record is from RefSeq and is a predicted model, not a curated record. Lineage: Eukaryota; Metazoa; Arthropoda; Insecta; Coleoptera; Cerambycidae. The transcript is spliced from 8 exons. The coding region runs from base 359 to 5653 and encodes 1764 amino acids.